CAUUUGGCCACCGAACCAAAACAUAACUCCCGUUCUUUCAGAUUCUUCGCAUUUCUUCUUCUUCCGUUGUCAAAUAAAAAAAAAAGCAUUUCUUCUUCUACUUCUUCUUCUUAUUGUUACUGAGAAUCUUGUCUUCAGCUAUGGAUACUCGGAGCUUAGCUGUAUCGAUGAACACCAAUUUCACCUCCUUUGACCUCUCUCGGCGUUUAUCUCCUCUCCGAUCGACUAAACUAUCUCCCCGCUCCAUUCCCAGGGCUUCCGCGUCUAUCUCCACGCCGAACAGUGAAACAUCUCCCUCCUCCGGAAAUGGGAUUAACUCCGAAGCUAUCUCCGUGAAACCUGUUUACGUCCCGACACCUCCUAACCGCGAGCUCCGGACUCCUCACAGUGGGUACCAUUACGAUGGAACAGCGAGGAAGUUCUUCGAGGGAUGGUACUUCAGGGUUUCGAUCCCUGAGAAGAGGGAGAGUUUUUGCUUUAUGUAUUCUGUGGAGAAUCCUGCGUUUAGGAAGAGACUCUCACCGUUGGAGGUUGGUCUGUAUGGACCGAGGUUCACUGGCGUGGGAGCUCAGAUUCUUGGAGCUAAUGAUAAGUAUCUAUGCCAAUACACGGAGGACUCACACAACUUCUGGGGAGAUAGGCAUGAGCUAGUUUUGGGGAAUACUUUCAGUGCCAUGCCAGGCGCAAGGUCUCCAGACAAGGAGGUUCCACCUGAGGAAUUCAAUAGAAGAGUGUCUGAAGGGUUCCAAGCUACACCAUUUUGGCAUCAAGGUCACAUUUGCGAUGAUGGCAGGACUGACUACGCGGAAACUGUGAAAUCGGCUCGGUGGGAGUACAGUACCCGUCCUGUCUACGGCUGGGGUGAUGUUGGGGCCAAACAGAAGUCUACUGCAGGCUGGCCUGCAGCUUUUCCUGUAUUUGAGCCUCAUUGGCAGAUAUGCAUGGCAGGAGGCCUUUCAACAGGGUGGAUAGAGUGGGGUGGUGAAAGGUUUGAAUUUAGAGAUGCACCUUCUUAUUCAGAGAAGAAUUGGGGUGGAGGCUUCCCCAGAAAAUGGUUUUGGGUCCAGUGUAAUGUAUUUGAAGGUGCAAAAGGGGAAGUUGCUUUGACUGCAGGUGGCGGGUUGAGGCAGUUGCCCGGAUUAACUGAGACCUUUGAAAAUGCUGCACUGGUUUGUGUGCACUAUGAUGGAAAGUUGUACGAGUUUGUUCCGUGGAAUGGUGUUGUUAGCUGGGAAAUGUCUCCAUGGGGUUAUUGGUACAUGACCGCAGGGAAUGAAACCCAUAUGGUGGAACUAGAGGCAAGAACAAACGAAGCAGGUACACCUCUGCGUGCUCCAACCUCAGAAGCUGGUUUAGCUACAGCUUGCAGAGAUAGUUGUUACGGCGAGCUGAAGUUGCAGAUAUGGGAACGGCUAUAUGAUGGAAGUAAAGGCAAGGUGAUAAUGGAGGCAAAGAGCUCUAUGGCAGCAGUGGAGAUAGGAGGAGGACCGUGGUUUGGGACAUGGAAAGGAGAUACUAGCAACACACCUGAGCUACUCAAACGGUCCCUUCAGGUCCCAUUGGAUCUUGAAUCCGUCUUUGGUUUGGUCCCUUUCUUCAAGCCACCUGGUUUGUAAUUGUAAGUUGAUAGAAAGCCAAGUGGCUCAAAAACUGAGUAUUGUUGCUAGCUUGAGUGAUAUCAAUAUGUAUUGGUUUAGUUUAUUGGGCCCUUUUGGGUAAUUAUACAGGCCAGUGUAAAGUCUACUUAAAAAAGCCUAGGUAUUUAAAUCUAAACCGGGAAUUGGAUUGGUAGGUUUGUCUAUAAACCAAAAAAUAGCCCGUUCAUGAUAUAAUAUUAGAUUCCUAAUUUUUUUUUGAUGCCCUAUCGGUUCGGAGGAAUGAGUGGACUAUCCCGUAAACGUACUGAUUCUACCUUCAUUUUCUACCUUCAUUAACUGAUUCUACCUUCCGACUAAUGUGGAGUAUACCGAUCAUCUUUUUCGGUUUAUCAUGUAAAACAAGUUUUGUAAAAGCGUUCACCUGUUUCGGUUUAUCAUGUAAAACAAGUUUUGUAAAAGCGUCUGUUUCAGUUUUGUUGUGUUUCUUGUGAAUAUUAACCUUUCCACCAGAUUAUAGCUUGGAUCUUUGGAUUAA
Messenger RNA from Raphanus sativus (radish), 2133 nucleotides. RefSeq names its product tocopherol cyclase, chloroplastic-like. Gene Ontology annotation, molecular function: tocopherol cyclase activity. Lineage: Eukaryota; Viridiplantae; Streptophyta; Magnoliopsida; Brassicales; Brassicaceae. The record is from RefSeq and is a predicted model, not a curated record. The coding region runs from base 141 to 1616 and encodes 491 amino acids. The transcript is spliced from 10 exons.